UAUUGCCAUUUGUUUCGGCUUGUUUAUGGACGGAUGCGAAUUCGUGCAAGUGGGAAACGUUUAACGCAUAAUCUUUUUACCAUUGAAAAUAUAAUUUUUUGUUUACAAAGUGAAUACGAAUAAAAAUUAAAAAUGCCGCGAAUUAUGAUAAAAGGUGGUGUCUGGCGAAAUACGGAGGAUGAAAUUCUGAAGGCGGCUGUAAUGAAAUAUGGGAAAAACCAAUGGAGUCGUAUUGCAUCUUUAUUACACAGAAAAUCAGCCAAGCAGUGCAAGGCACGCUGGUUUGAAUGGCUAGAUCCAAGUAUAAAAAAGACGGAAUGGAGCCGAGAAGAGGAUGAAAAGUUGCUUCAUCUCGCAAAGUUAAUGCCUACCCAGUGGCGAACAAUUGCGCCCAUCAUAGGUAGAACAGCUGCGCAGUGUUUGGAGAGAUAUGAAUAUUUACUUGACCAAGCACAAAAGAAAGAAGAAGGAGAUGAUGCUGUUGACGAUCCUCGUAAACUUAAACCUGGUGAAAUUGAUCCUAAUCCUGAGACAAAGCCAGCAAGACCAGAUCCUAAGGAUAUGGAUGAAGAUGAAUUGGAGAUGCUGUCCGAGGCACGCGCUAGGCUGGCAAAUACUCAGGGAAAGAAAGCCAAACGUAAAGCGCGUGAAAAACAAUUAGAGGAGGCACGCAGGCUUGCCGCUUUACAGAAACGUAGAGAAUUGAGAGCUGCUGGUAUUACUGUAUCUCAAAAAAAUAAACGUAAACGCGGCGUCAAUUACAAUACAGAAAUACCAUUCGAGAAACGGCCUGCAUCUGGUUUCUAUGAUACCUCCAAUGAACAUGUCGAUCCUUUGGCAAUCGAUUUUUCCAGAAUGAGGCAACAACACCUAGAUGGUGAGCUUCGACAGGAAAAAGAGGAAAUGGAGCGCAGAAAAGAUAAGCAGAAACUGAAGCAACGCAAGGAAAAUGAUAUACCUAUGGGUAUGCUCAACAAUGAAGAGCCUGUAAAGAAAAGGAGCAAAUUAGUCUUACCGGAACCACAGAUAUCCGAUCAAGAAUUACAGCAAGUGGUGAAACUUGGCAGAGCUUCAGAAGUUGCACGAGAAGUUGCUACUGAGAGCGGUAUUACACUCUCUGACAGUUUAUUGGCCGAUUAUUCUUUACCUACAAAUGCAUCAGUAACACCUCGUACACCGGCCGCUACAGACAGAAUAUUACAAGAAGCUCAAAAUGUCAUGGCUCUUACGCACGUAGAUACACCGCUAAAAGGCGGAUUAAAUACUCCUUUGAAUAAUCCUGAUUUUACUGGCGUCGUACCUCCUACCAAUGUCAUCGCAACGCCGAAUACAAUUUUGGCCACUCCGUUCAGAUCGCAACGCAGCGAUGGAACACCUAUAAAUUCAUUUAAUACACCUGGCGCAGCGUCAGUACGAACGCAAAAUGGAGUUUUGGCGGCAACACCAGUUCGCGAUAAGCUUAAUAUAAAUCCAGAUGAAAGUGUAGAUGGCUCAGAAACUCCACUUAUACAAACGCAGGCCAAGAGUUCAUUGCGUGCGGUAUUGAGUUCUUUACCGGCACCGUGUAACGAUUAUGAAAUAGAUAUCUAUGAUGGAGAGACAAAUGAGGAAAAUACGAGUGCCCCUACAACUGAGAUGAUCGAGGAUCAAGCGGAUAUCGAUGCGAGACAACAGCAGGAAUUAUUAGAAGAAAAAAAAAGAGAAUUAGCACGUAGAUCGCAAGUAAUACAAAGAGACUUACCACGACCUGCGGAUAUAAAUAUGAACAUUUUAAGACCAUAUAUGGAUACACCGUUGACUGAUCUGCAGAGGGCAGAAGAAUUGAUAAAGAGAGAAAUGAUCACGAUGUUGAACUAUGACGCACUACAAAAUCCAUUACCGUCAAGUCGAAAGAGUGCUGCAGCGUCGUUAGCUCAGGCUCAGGGUUAUUUGGAACAACAUCCAUACGAUAUUUUUGAAGAGAGCGAGCUUCUUAAUGCUAAAAAAAUCUUAGCUGAUGAAAUGGCAGUUGUAAAGGAAGGAAUGGCACAUGGAGAAUUGAGUUUAGAUGCUUACACUACUGUUUGGGAGGAAUGCUUGUCGCAGAUCUUAUAUCUUGAAACGCAGAAACGAUACACUCGCGCAACGUUAGCUUCGAAGAAAGAUAGAGUAGAAGCAUGCGGGACAAAAUUAGAGGAAAAUCGUAAGCGUAUGACAGGGGAAGCUAAACGCGCAGCGAGGAUGGAAAAGAAAUUGAAGGUGCUUACAGGAGGUUAUCAAACUAGGACACAGGUGCUAACGAAGCAACUGCAUGAUUUGUGGGAGCAGAUAGAGCAGGCGCAUGUCGAUCAAUCGACAUUUAAGUUUUUGCAAACGCAGGAAGAGGCGGCAAUUCCGAGAAGGAUAAAUGCGCUCAUGGAAGAUGUAAACAGGCAAACAGAGCGAGAACGCUCGUUACAAAUGCGGUUUGCUCAGUUGCAAGAUCAGUUGCAGCAAUGCCAGUUAAACGAUAUGUCGUCUUAGGAACACAUGGUAGUAUGCUAAAUAUGCGGAACAUAAUGUAAUAUAUAUUAUAUUACCUUAUAAUACAUUAUGUGACUUGUAAGAUUUUUAAUAUAAGCCAUAAAAAUAUGAUGUGCUAUUUAGAAUAAUCUACUCUUCUCUUUUAAGAAUCAAAUAGGGAUUCAAUAUACAAUGUCUAUUGUCUCUAUGAUAGCUAUAAAAUUAUCAAUAUCAUUUUACUUAUCUGAUUCGAGUUAGUUAAUGAAAAUGACAAAUAAUUAUCGUAUCAAGCAAUAGUUUUAUUUUUGGAUUUGAUUCUUCAUAUUUUGCGAAGAAGCAGAAAUUUGUGACAGGAAAUUUUUUUUCCUCUAUGUGCUGUAAAAUAUUGUGAUAAUAAAAUUCAUGAUAUAAGUUAUUGAGUGAUAAUCUAUGCAUAUAGAAACGUAAUAAUAUACGUAUGUUGUACAGAGGAUAAUUUAAAGAUUGCAAAAGAUAAAACUGGAUGAUGUAUAAUAAAAAUAGAUA
Molecule: messenger RNA, 3006 nt
Organism: Solenopsis invicta (red fire ant)
Lineage: Eukaryota; Metazoa; Arthropoda; Insecta; Hymenoptera; Formicidae
Gene: Cdc5
Product: cell division cycle 5-like protein
Exons: 10
Coding region: 133-2502 (789 amino acids)
Biological process (GO): mRNA splicing, via spliceosome; regulation of transcription by RNA polymerase II
Cellular component (GO): spliceosomal complex; Prp19 complex
Molecular function (GO): RNA polymerase II transcription regulatory region sequence-specific DNA binding; DNA-binding transcription factor activity, RNA polymerase II-specific
Source: RefSeq, a predicted model, not a curated record